Molecule: messenger RNA, 2843 nt
Organism: Xiphias gladius (swordfish)
Lineage: Eukaryota; Metazoa; Chordata; Actinopteri; Istiophoriformes; Xiphiidae
Gene: mtif2
Product: mitochondrial translational initiation factor 2
Exons: 14
Coding region: 135-2267 (710 amino acids)
Biological process (GO): translational initiation
Molecular function (GO): GTPase activity; translation initiation factor activity; GTP binding
Source: RefSeq, a predicted model, not a curated record
CACCAGGCGGCGACGGCGGCGGCUCCUCCCGGUCAGUUAGCGAGGUGUCAUGGCGGCUCCCUGUCGCAGGUUAGUUUCACGGUGAAGUUCUUAUUUCAGGAUGAGCUGAGAGAAGAAACACAACUGUGACAGGUAUGAAUGUGAUGUCAUCAGUGAUGCGGGGGGCCCGGCGGCUCGUCCACACCGACCCGGUUCUGCUCAGCAGCUUCCUGUGUCCGCCCCUUCUCUGUCCUGCCCGCAGCUCCGCCCCCCUGCUCACCUGUCAGCAGAACAGGAAGUACGCCUCCAAACAGGUUAAAGGUCAGAAGAAUGACCACAAUAAGCAGAGGGUCAAACCCAAAGUGGACAAACAGGAAGUGGAGAUCACACAGAGGAUGACGGUGGCUGCUCUCGCUGAGGCCAUGAACAAAGACUUUGAUCAUGUGUUGGAGGCUCUGCUGAACACCUCGGUGGAUCUGGACUCUUUGGAUCCGGACUCGGUUCUGGAGGAGAAGUGGAUUAAGGAGGUGGUGACUCGAUCGGGGAUGAAGUUCAAAUGGGCCAAACUGAGCGAGAGCAGAAAGAGGACCAACAGGGACGCCCACAGGAGACCUCCAGCUGACCCGUCCAGCCUGGCGUCUCGCCCCCCGGUGGUCACCAUCAUGGGUCAUGUGGAUCACGGUAAGACCACCCUGCUGGACAGUCUGAGGAAGAGUCAGAUCGUCUCUACUGAGGCCGGAGGAAUCACACAGCACAUCGGAGCCUUUCUAGUCCAGUUGCCUACAGGUGAGAAGAUCACCUUCCUGGACACUCCAGGUCAUGCCGCCUUCUCCUCCAUGAGAGCCCGCGGAGCCGACGCCACCGACAUCGUCAUCCUGGUGGUGGCGGCCGACGACGGCGUCAUGAACCAGACGGUCGAGUCCAUCCAGCACGCCAGGAGAGCCAAAGUUCCACUGAUUGUGGCGGUGAAUAAGUGCGAUAAGCCUCAGGCUGACCCGCAGAGAGUCAAACAGGAGCUGCUCGCUCACGAUGUCGUCUGUGAGGAGUUCGGAGGAGACGUUCAGGCGAUCCACAUCUCUGCUCUAAAGGGCAACAACCUGCUGGCUCUGACCGAGGCCACAGUGGCGUUGGCUGAGGUUCUGGAGCUGAAGGCGGAACCCGGUGGUCUUGUGGAGGGACUCAUCAUCGAGAGUCGCACCGACAAAGGCAAAGGUCCUGUAACGACAGCCAUCGUCCAGCGGGGGACGCUGAAGCGUGGCUGUGUCCUGGUGGCGGGAAAGAGUUGGGCUAAGGUUCGUCUCCUGUUUGACGAGCACGGGCGGGCGGUGACGGAGGCCGGACCGAGCUGUGCGGUGGAGGUGGUUGGCUGGAAGGAGCUGCCGUCCGCUGGAGAGGUCAUCCUGGAGGUCGAGUCUGAGCAGCGAGCGAGGGAGGUGGUGGAGUGGAGGAGCUCUGAGGACGAGCAGCAGAAGCUGCAGGAGGAGCAGAGCGCCAUCGAGCUUAAACAGAAACUGCACCUGCAGGAGUACAGGAGAGAGAGGGCGGAGCUGUCUCACCUUAGCUGGAGGCAAAGGAAGGCGGCUCUGUACCAGGCCAACAAGACCAAGUUCUCCGUGAGACCAAGCGAGAGGACUCAGGACGACCAGCUGAGUCUGCCGCUCAUCGUCAAAGGUGACGUGGACGGGUCUGUGGAGGCCAUCUUGAACAUCCUGGACAGUUACGAUGCUCAGCAGCAGUGUGAGAUGGAGGUCGUUCACUUCGGCAUCGGAGAUGUUUCCGAGAACGACGUCAACAUGGCCGAAACGUUCGCAGGUUCCAUUUAUGGCUUCAACGUCGGGGCCAGCAGGUCGGUCCAGCAGCUGGCGUCGAAGAGAGGCGUCCCGCUCAGACUUCACACCGUCAUCUACAAACUGAUCGAUCAGCUGAAGGACGAACUGAGCGGCAAACUGCCGCCACUCGUGUCCGAGAACAUCGUCGGUGAGGCGACGGUCCUCGCCAUGUUCGACGUCUCUGUGGGGAAAAAGAAGGUUCCUGUGGCCGGCUGUCGGGUUCAGAAAGGUCUGCUGGACCGUCGACUCAAGUUCAGACUGAUCCGAGGACAAGACUCCAUCUGGGAGGGUUCUGUGCUGGCGUUGAAGCACCACAGGGACGAUGUUCAGACGGUGAGGACGGGCAUGGACUGCGGUCUGUCAGCUGACGGGAAUGUGGACUUCAGGCCUGGCGACAUCAUCGUCUGUUUCGAGAACCUGGACUCUCCGCAGGUCACUUCCUGGGACCCUGGCUUCUAGUGUCGCCUUCCCAGCAUCCUCUGCUGCUGAGAGGCCUGGGGUCCGACUCAUCAGACUGAACUGUGAUGAUGUGACUUGUUAUUUGCGUCUGGUUCCCGAGUCCUGUACAGAAACAUCGCGUUUCCUUUACUUUCACUCGGGCCGAAGCCCGAAUGACACUCGAGCUCGUGUUUUUCCGUUUUCUCCAGCAGAUUCACUCAGACUACGAACUGCGGUUCAGUCCCAAAGACCUGAGAGUAGGAUCACCGAUAGAUAUUUAUCGAUUAGCCACGUUAAAAGGGUGACGUCAGGCCCUUGUUCAGUGCCGAGUGCUUGAAAGUUGUGUAGGAUGGAACUGUCACGUGACCGUACGUUAACAUCCCAGCUAACGCAAACACGCCGUUGAUGUUUGCCGUCGAGUGAAGGUACGGUCACGUGACAGUUCCAUUUAACAAAGCGUCCCGCUAUCGGCCCCGAAAGGGACGCGACCUCACGUUUCUAAUAAAUAUUGGUCCGAGCGAUCAGACUGUAAACGGUGUUUGACAACAUCCAGGCUGAGUCUGGAGUCGAGCUGGUCCAGGCCUCGGCGGCUGUGCA